CAGCGAUCAAAACGAACAGACUGAGACAUAUAAUAAUAUAGAAGAAUACACCGCACAGAAUCAAAUACAUAUGUGUGCAUUGUAGUGUGCGCUCAUAGUCAUCAUAUACCAACAAAAAUAUUAAUAAUAUUGUGCGCGUUUUAAAAAACUUAAAUUUAAGUGGUGUGCGGUGCGUCGACGGUUCAAGCCAUACAACAGUGUGUUUUAUUUUUUAUAAAUUUUAAGUUUUAUUAUAAAAUUCAGACAUAAAAUAAAAUCGGAAAAUGACGACCAGGGAACAUAGAGAAAUACAUACACAACGAGUUGUCCAACGAUCACUGUCACCACAACAUACAUCACAGUUGGAUAAUAAUUUAGAUAACCUUUUAGAAGAUCUCCAAAAUUCUGUUUCACGACCAAAUAGUUCAUUAGCUGUGAAUGGCUCCGGUAUACAUGGGGGUAAUUAUCGUGAAUAUUCUACGUCACAACGUACUGUAACAUCAGGCUCAACGUUAAAUAGACCUGGUGAAACAAGAAUUGAAUAUCGUUCAGCAGCAAAUCCAAUCACUGUGCCAUCAGAAUCAACGACAAUCGUUGAAAAAGAAAAAAGUAAAGAUGGAACGAAAGAGAAAACCGUUUACAAAACAAUUAAAUACGAAUAUGACGUCUCAGAUUCAAUAUCACCGGAAACAAGUUCACGAAUGCAAACAAAUAUAAAUCAAUUGGAUAAUUUAUUAGAUGAUUUACAACAAGCAAGAAAAGGGACGGUUAGCAUUAAUACUGGCAUCGAUCCAGGUUUACUCGAACCAGUCGAAACAUCACGAAAUGUAACGAAAAAAACAGUGCAAAGAGAAUUAGUUUAUGGAACCGAACAAGGAGGAAAAGUAAUUCGAUCACGUCAACAGUCCCCUACAUCUAUACGUAGAUCAGAUCGUGAAGGCUCCGUUACCAGAGAAACAGCUUACACGAUUGAUGAUGGAACAUACGGAGAUAUUCGUCACACUCGGCAACCAUCUCCACAACGCAUUGCAAGCAAUAGCAGUAACAGUACUAUCCAAAAAACUACCAACGUUAAAAAUUACAGUUACAAUACAAAUGUACCGGCUGGCAGAACGGAAAUUAUUGAUCCAGCUGUUUUGAAUGAUCUAGAUCCAAGUUUAUUACCAAAUCCAAAUACGAAAGUCACAACUACAAUUAAAACAUACACUUAUGAAAUACCCGGUACACCAGUAAAUAUACCAAAUUCAGGUUAUCCAAGUCGAGUACAAAGUCCUAGUGAGCAUUAUGUGUACAAUGUAUCACCUAGUCCAACAAUCAAUCGUAACGAAACCUAUGAAACAUAUAAUACGACUACAAGAAAUAUUAAUCAAAAUUAUCCAAAUGAACGUACAAUUCCACGUGUUAGUUCGCCACAGCCGGCAACUAACUACCAGACAACUGUUUAUAAAGAAGAAAAUCGAAAUUACUAUGGAACAACUCCUCCACCUCCAGUGACAAACUAUCAUACUACAGUUUAUAAAGAAGAUGUGCGUACUACAAAUAAAAGUGGUGAAUUUGUACCAAGCUCACCAAAAUCGAAUCGUCCAAGUAGUCCUUAUCGGAGUCCAAGUCCUGUAAAUAGAGAUUACCCACCAAAACAUAAUACAACAACUAUCCAUAAAACCGAUACAUAUAAUUCGACUUAUGGCUACAAUCCGAACGAUCCAAACGCAACGAAGCCCGUAGGUCCUCCAUACUCGCCAGGACAAAAUGUAAAUAUCACAUAUAAAUAUACCACAAAUCAAACUGUUGAUAAUAAAUAUAAAGGAUAUGGACCAUAUCCUGGUGGUAAUUCACCUCAUGACGAUCGGAAACCAUUAUUACAACCAGGUCGUUUUCCAACUGAUCAAAAUGAUCAUCCAAAUGGAGGUCCACCAAAGAAAUUGGAUGAUUUAAUGGCAUCAUUUGGCGGUUCAGAGACAACAAAUGUAUAUAAUUCAACCACAACAAAUUCUGUACAUCGAUACGAAGAUGAAUCCAAACAAAAAUUAUUGCCAGGUAAUGCAGCAUCACCUACACCCAUUGCCGAUGCACAAAGGAAAAAAGAUAUUAAAGAUUUACCAAAAACUAAAAAUGUCGCUGGGCCACCUGUUUAUUAUCCACCAGGCCAUGAAAUGUUCGCUAAGAAAGAAGAAUCUGCUGCUGCUUGGAGUGCACAGGGUGGAUAUGCAAGAGCAUCUGGAAAAUAUCAAUAUGAAGCCGAAAGUAAAAGCAAAAGUAAAAGCAGUUCAGGUGCAGCUGUGGUUCCCGUUUGUUUACCAUUAUGUUGUGCAAUGCCAUGUGUUAUUAUGUAAACAAUGAUACCAUUAUUAAUAGUUACGUUUUGUAAAUGUAUUUAUCAUAAUAUAGGCCUAUAUUUCCAUCAACUUAAACUUGUACAAUUACAUUUGCAAUAAUUAAUAUCUAUGGAUCGAUUUCAAACAAAUAUCUGACGCUUUAGGCUACGUAAAUAAAAAUAUUAAUAAGUGAAAUUAAUGUAAGUUUAGAUGGAAUGAAGGCCAACAAAUAAUUUGACAUUUAUGUUGUAUAAAAUAAUUGACGAAUAAU
This is a messenger RNA of Chrysoperla carnea, 2565 nucleotides long. RefSeq lists its product as uncharacterized. The transcript has 9 exons. The record is from RefSeq and is a predicted model, not a curated record. Bases 264 to 2312 code for a protein of 682 amino acids. Lineage: Eukaryota; Metazoa; Arthropoda; Insecta; Neuroptera; Chrysopidae.